This is a messenger RNA of Saprolegnia diclina VS20, 1516 nucleotides long. RefSeq lists its product as hypothetical. Gene Ontology annotation, biological process: retrograde protein transport, ER to cytosol; endoplasmic reticulum unfolded protein response. The transcript has 7 exons. The record is from RefSeq and is a predicted model, not a curated record. Gene Ontology annotation, cellular component: endoplasmic reticulum lumen. Lineage: Eukaryota; Oomycota; Saprolegniomycetes; Saprolegniales; Saprolegniaceae. Bases 38 to 1366 code for a protein of 442 amino acids.
GCGGAGGUGACAUUUGGCUCGAACACUUGAGAGCACCAUGAAGCCUGCGAUUGUCGGUCGAUGGCUUGUCGCUGUCAUCUUCGCCGCCGCCUCUUCUGCCCACGAUGCGUCCAUGGUCAUGGCUGACUCGUCGUAUGUGGUCCGCCUCCACGGAAGCGAGGCCGAAGCGCUUCGCCAAGUCAACACGAAGAGUCCGUUCGACGAUGCGCCUGGAGUCUCGACGCUGCCUGGAGAGCCGAUGCCCAUGACGGCCAGCAACGGGAAGCGAUAUGUGUGCUAUGUGCCCACGGUCUCGAGCGAAGAGCACGACCCUACGACAGACGUCAAGCAGACGCGCGUCGAGAUCGGUCGCGAGAUCGCCGAGAAGCUCCGCCCCAAGUGCCUCACGCACGCCCACGUGAAAUCGCACACGCUCUUCGAGGUGUGUCACUCCAAGUCGAUUCAUCGGGCAGACCUCGUCGACGAAACCCAACAUGCCGACCCCGCGUCGCGCGCCAAGGUCGCCGACUACACGUCGGAUGCGGAUCUCAAGCCGCUGGCCGAGUACACGCGCAUCAAGCCGUCGCCCAAGUCCCCCGAGGCGCAAUUCACGCCCGAGACGCUUCUCUACACGCAGUACUUUGGGCCAAACAUUGCCGUGCAGUUCGCGUGCUCGGAUACGCCUGCGCUUGCGUUUCUGGGCAUCCACGCGCCAACGCCGUCGUCGCCACUCACCGCUUUUCUCUUGGGCUCACGCUCGUUUUGCUUGGACAAGUACGCUGAGAGCGCGCUGGACUUGAGCGUCGACCACUUUCUCAAGCCACUCACGACCUCCAACACGUGCAUCAAGCGCACCGAAGGGUGGUGGACGUACGAAGUUUGCUUUGGCAACAAGAUUAGCCAGUUCCAUCGUGAACAGACGGGCGAAAUCACGGCCGAGUUCUCGCUCGGGCAGUGGAGCGCGGCGGCCAACGAUGCCCUCCAGGCCAACCACAAGGCCAUUCUCUCCGAGUUUAUGGACGGGACGCACGACAAGGAGCAGCCGGCGUACGAAGAGAUCUACGACAGCGGCACGCCGUGCGACGCCGUGGAUCGCACGCGGAUGACGCGCCUCUUGCUCUUUUGCCCGACGCUCAAGACGCAGCCUCCGUACAUCAUUAGCAUCCAGGAAACCUCGACGUGCAACUACAUGAUCAAGGUCGCGGCGCCGGCGGUGUGCGCCCACCCGCACUUUGCCAAGGAAGACCGGCGCCGUGCCGAGCUCUCCCAGACGAUCCACUGUGUGCCAGACGUCGACGAUGUCGACGAGGACGCCACUGACGACGCGCCGCCAACUGCACCCGUUUCGAACGCAAAGAGCCCGACGGCGGCGAAAGAUGAGCUCUAAGAUCAAAGAACAAAGUCCGGUGUUCGGAGCUCUGACCUCCAGCUCUGAGCUCUGAGCGCUGCCACGUCACGAGCGCCGGCAGCAAAUGGAGGAAAGUUAAAUAAGAGUCUCGGUUCCAAAUCCGCGGUCGUACAGUAUGACGCGGCGGAC